CUCCGCCUCCGGGCCGCCCAGUCCCGCCCGGCCGUCCCGAUGGCGCUGCGGGCGCUGCUGUGCUGCCUUGGGGCGCUGUGGCUGGGCCGCCCCGGCCUGGCCCUGCCCCCGGGCCCCGCUCCGGCGGCCGGACAGUUCUGGCAUGUGACUGACUUACACUUAGACCCUACUUACCACAUCACAGAUGACCACACCAAAGUGUGUGCUUCGUCCAAAGGCACAAAUGCCUCCAAUCCUGGCCCUUUUGGAGAUGUUAUGUGUGAUUCUCCGUAUUACCUUAUCUUGUCAGCAUUUGAUUUCAUUAAAAAUUCAGGACAAAAAGCAUCUUUCAUGAUAUGGACAGGGGAUAGCCCCCCUCAUGUUCCAGUGUAUGAACUCUCCACAGACACAGUCAUAACGGUGAUUGCUAAUAUGACAACCACCGUCCAGAGUCUCUUUCCAAAUCUCCAGGUUUUCCCUGCGCUGGGCAAUCAUGACUAUUGGCCACAGGAUCAACUGCCUGUUUUCACCAGCAAGGUGUACAAUGCAGUAGCAAACCUCUGGAAACCAUGGCUAGAUGAAGAAGCUAUUCAGACUUUAAAGAAAGGUGGCUUUUAUUCACAGAAAGUUUCAUCUAAUCCGAACCUUAGAAUCAUCAGCCUGAACACAAACUUAUACUAUGGCCCAAAUAUUGUGACUCUGAAUAGGAGUGACCCAGCAAAUCAAUUUGAAUGGCUAGAAAAUACACUGAAUAUCUCUCAGCAAAAUAAUGAGAAGGUGUACAUCAUAGCACACAUCCCAGUGGGCUACCUGCCCUUUUCCAUGGGCACCACGGCCAUGAGAGAAUUCUAUAAUGAGAAACUGAUCAGUAUUUUUAGAAAAUACAGCAGUGUCAUUGCGGGACAGUUUUAUGGUCACACUCACAAAGACAGCAUCAUGGUUCUUUCAGAUGAAAAAGGAAGUCCAGUAAAUUCUGCGUUUGUGGCUCCUGCGGUUACCCCAGUGAAGGGCGCUUUACAGAAACAGACCAACAACCCUGGAGUCAGACUAUUUCAGUAUGAUCCUCAUGAUUAUAAGUUAUUGGAUAUGUUGCAGUUUUACUUGAACCUGACAGAUGCUAAUCUAAAAGGAGAAUCCAACUGGCAGCUGGAGUACACCCUGACCCAGACUUAUGACAUUGAAGAUCUGCAGCCAAAAAGUUUGUAUGGAUUAGCUAAAGAAUUUGCAGCCCUGGAUAGUAAGAAAUUCAUGAAAUACUAUAAUUACUACUUCGUGAGUUAUGACAGCAAUGUCGUUUGCAGUGACUUAUGCAAGGCCUUUCAAAUUUGUGCAAUUAUGAAUCUGGAUCGUAAUUCCUAUGUAGACUGCCUCAAACGUUACUAUAUAAAGCACAAUCUAUAGCAUUUCCCAACUUGUGUUCAUAGAGAAGGCAACUUGUUAUGUCAAUCUUUGUGAGUUACUGAAUGGGCAAACAGAAUUCCUUUCUUUGCUUUCUUUUUUAUGAUGCUCAAAUGAAGAUAUUUUUAAUAUUCCAAUUUUUUGAUACAUUAGAUGUAUAUAAACUGCCCACUAGAAUGAUGUUUAAAUAUGCACUUUCUAUCUUCCAGUUUAUAUAAUUAUAUCUAAUUUAUACUCUUGUGACAAUGCCAUUUUUAUAGUCAAGGAAACAACUCUUCAGACGUAUGACCAAUUAUUUUUCAAAAGAUAAUUUUCAGUUUGAUUGAUUCACUCUUAUUAAAACCCCAUGUGUGAGCUGAA
Messenger RNA from Pipistrellus kuhlii (Kuhl's pipistrelle), 1737 nucleotides. It is a transcript of the gene SMPDL3A, whose product is annotated as sphingomyelin phosphodiesterase acid like 3A. Bases 40 to 1380 code for a protein of 446 amino acids. Gene Ontology annotation, biological process: sphingomyelin catabolic process. Gene Ontology annotation, molecular function: sphingomyelin phosphodiesterase activity. NCBI's taxonomy places the organism in Eukaryota, Metazoa, Chordata, Mammalia, Chiroptera, Vespertilionidae. The record is from RefSeq and is a predicted model, not a curated record. The transcript is spliced from 8 exons.